Schistosoma mattheei is the source of this 6852-nucleotide messenger RNA. The record is from the annotation of a GenBank genome assembly. Lineage: Eukaryota; Metazoa; Platyhelminthes; Trematoda; Strigeidida; Schistosomatidae.
AUGAGUUCAAAAGUCAAGUCUGAAAAGACAAAAGUGAAGUUUGCUCAGUCAAAUAUUAAUCAUGUUUACAAAGGAAAUACUACAGAACCUCAACAUAAACCAACUGUGCGACAAUAUGGGAUGCAAGUUGUUGGAAAGUUGCAGGGAACGCGCCGAUUACCCCCACCAGCUUGGGUCCCCAGUAUCAAGGCUGAAACAGGCGGUCUGGACAGUCGAGUUUCUCUUGUUCCCGCGGGUGGGGGUGGGUGGGGCGCUCCCUCGACUUCCAGUGCUGACCAGCCACCUGCAUCAUCCACGGCAACUGACAGCCUUCCAAUUGUUUCUACCUUACCCUCCGUGAAUGGUGCGCUGUAUAGUGAAACAGUCGGAAAUUCUCUCGAACCAGCAUAUACAAAGUUCGUUUAUGGUAACUCAGAUAUGGGGGUAACGGGUGUAUCAACACUGAAAGAUACUUCAGUCGGUGUGAACGGCUCUGUUAAGACAGAUAAAACUCAAGAUCCAGUAAAAGAUAAAGUAUCCAGUCAACCGCUGAAACUACCGAGUGAUAAGCCAGGAUCUAGCGGAGGAUUGGCAGCUAACAAACCAUUCUUCCAGAGACCAACUCCGAUUGUAACCACUUCUAGUACUACAACUACGACAUCUAAAUCUGAAAUUCCUACCAAGGUUGAUGGGGGCGCUCGCGAAAUAGUUGGGGAACCUUCUGGCUGGGUUGCUAUUGGCCAAGAUGAACCUGACUUCGAUGAACGCAUAAUUUUUAGUGAUGAUGAAGAGUAUGAAGUAAAAUCCAUCAGAUCGACCACAACGACAAACAUAUCAGAACAACCUGCACAGUUUUCGAUCUCACCUCCUAAUACUGUUAAGACCAGUUUGCAUGCUAUGCCUAUGAAACCCUUUGUCAACCCGUCGACUAAUUUACAAGGAGCUUGCGUCAUCCAGUCACAAUCGACGGUAUCUCAAAAUAUGUACGGCUCUAAUUUAAUGACAUCAAACGCUUGGUCCGCUGCGGAUGUUUCAUACACUCGAAACUGUUCAGUCAGCCACCCUGGACCUCCACCAAUUAAUCUUCCUUACAGCAUUGCGUCGAUAAAUACUUGUGGGAUUACUUCUGAUGCUAACCGUUCAUUACCAAGUGGACAGUUUAUGAACCAUGUUACAUCUCCAGGCGUUAUAGAUUCGUUCUACUCUACACAUCCACUUCAGAGUCGUUUGGCGGUGUCGAUUGCAAGUGGCAUUACUGACUCUGUAAGGUCAGCAACCGAUGUAGAUGCCGAAUUACAACAGGCUCAGAGGCAAGCACGAACCCAAGAAUUUAAAAAUGCAGUUGAAAGAGCUCAACAGGCAAGAGCACGACAAAAGCUUUCUGAAAGCUGUUCAACUGAAAGUGAUAACAUGUUACCUAAGUCGGCUCUGGGUCUCUUGCCCAGCAUGUCAGAAAACAGAUCACUUCCAUCUGUUCCCACGCCUUUCACGACUACGGCAUGCCAAGCUGGUCCUAAUUGCUUGUUCCCAGUGGGGGACCAUUCAUCUGUUAAUCAUAUGCUUAGCGCUCCUCCUCAUAAUAUGCUUCCUGCGUUUCCAACAUCAGGACCUCUAGAUAUAACAGCCGCAAUUGCCGCUGCGACUGCUGCUGCCAUAGCGUACACAGGUGGAGCAGACAGUGGGGUCCCAGAAAGAAGUAGAAUUGAAAUGCCUCUUAGUGUUUCCUCAAUUAUUUCUCAGACACAGGUGCCAAUGCCUGUUAGUUCAAACACAGCAACUGCUGGCACAUGGCAAUCUCAGUUUGGUUCUAACAAUUCAAUGCCUGCCGCUAUGGUCCGAUUGCUUUCUCAGCAGCCUCUUAUGGCACAGUUACUACAGAAUGCUCUUAAAAUGUCUGCGGGUAAUUCUCAAGUACCUAAAUCUGCUCAGAAUUCACAAGGUGUGUUUUUAAAUCCAGACUUCUCUGUUGAACGUUUCCUCGAGAUUUUCAAUCAGUCACAGAUGAAUUGGCCUCAAGGGCCCCCUAUUAGUUCACCCAAGAAUACGAUCUCUUCAGAAUCUAAUGCUCAGGUCGCGAUAUCUACCCUGCGACAUGAUCAGUCUUCUACUAGUACUGUGGAUUCAUGUCUACGAAACCAGUAUGCAUCUACAGCCCCAGUUUCAGGUAAUCCUGACGAUACUGUCGGUACACAAAACGUUAAAGAGUCGGAUGGAUCAUGCGAAAAAACUCAUCGAGUUCACAGGGUUUCACAAUCAUCCAGCAGAUCGGAUGUUACUGUAGUUACUACCAGCUCGACUGUAACAAGUAGUAAUUCUCCUAGUCAACGAACCACUCGUGUUCCUGGCUUGAUGGAUAUUAAAGUAUCAUGCGCAUCAUCUCAACACUUGGCUCAUCUCUGGGACAAGGAAGAUCACUUACUGGAUCCAGUAAGCCGUGGUUCUCGGGGUCGUGGAAAGAGCUUGAUGUCAUACAAGCCUCAGAGAGGAAGUGCUAAGGGUCGUGGAACCACCAAAAACCAUCUUUUCGAAGCUGUGACAAGUGACUUCAAAUCUAUGAAUCUUCGCAAACCAUGUGAUCCACAAUAUUCUGCAGAUGACUAUGAUGUAUCACAUCGUUCACACAGUGUUUCAAAGUCGUCGAAAUCCUGGCGUUCGAAACCGUCACGCAGCGUUGAUGAUUCAGUUAUAGAUGCCUAUAAUAUGAAUUCACGGGUCAAAUCUGGAUUGACUGAUGACGAACAUAUGAGAUACAGAAAGCAGGUUCGAAAUAUAACAGACGAUGGUUGUUGGACGCGUACAGAUCUGAACAAUAAUAGUUCACCUUCUGUGUUGUCUAGCGAAAGUGAGAGUAAUGGAUGCGGUAUCCUUAGUGACGUUCAAGAAGGUGAUGGUACUGAAGAUGACAAGAGUUAUAACCGAUUCCAUAACCAGUCUGGGAAAAAAAGGAGUCAGCACCCAAGUAAAUUCUCACAUCCAAAUCAAGCUGGAGUGUCUGAUAAUAACGAUAGAAAUAAAAAUCUCAGUACAUCAUACAACAGACGAGGUCGACGUGGUCGUGUCGGGACAAAUAGUCAUUUUACAAGUUCCAGGAGUUAUACUACAGAUGAUUUCUCUUCAUACUCGAGACGUUAUUCAAAAGGUUCUGAACAAGACUAUUAUUGGCGUCAACAUUAUGGUUCUGGGUCCAGAGGAGUUCGUACAGGUCAUUCUGUCGGAUUGAGCAUUGAUCAGCGCAAGAAUCAUAGUAACGAUGAUAUCCUUUACAGACCAUCUGAGCGUCAAGCCUCUCGAAGUAUUACUUCUGGCAGCUUUACUGGAUAUUUUGGUGGUCGAAUGACUCGUUCAUACGCACAAUAUGAAUCAUCUCGUGAUCAGAACAAGGAUUUAGAUAGUCAAUAUUACGGUACAAAUGGUCGUCAGAUGAGACCACAAAAGAUGUAUUACAGUCAUAAGGGACAGUUUUCAAGUACCACUGAUUUUUCUCAUGAGUAUGUUGCUAGUGACAACGAUGAAAAUAAGUCUCACAGUCGAUCAACUAAUUACCCUGAUAGUAAAGCGAAGAAAAACCCAACAAAUGCUACCACAAACUCUGAGUUAAACACUCAGCCACAUAUUGAUACUGAACAGGUAACUAAACUGAUAUUGGAUAGUACUAAUAAUCGGACAGAAGGUAUAGAUGAUCCUGAAGUUCCCACCGUUCGUGUCCCCGCUUCAGAUUCAGUUAUUAUGAACUCACAGUACUCUAAAACGCGUACUAAUCGUUUUGCCACCCACAAAGUUUUAGGGACAUCCAAACGCAUAAGUAGUCGUGCUGGUCAAAAUCAUCAAUCAAAACGUCUUAACGGCUCUGUUAUUCAUACCACUCGUCGCUAUCGAGAAAUGCGGGAUCGAUACAAUGAUGAAAAAGAUGGUGAUGGAGGUGCUGCUGCUGGCGGUGUAGGCCGGUCUGGAACAUCUAGUGGUGUAUCUGCUUCCAUUAUUUUUAAGACUGGAACUGGUGGAAAUAGUAAUUCUCGUGGUGGCAAUCAAUGUAGUGGUAAUGGUGGUCAUACUGAUUCUGCUGUCGAUUUCGUUGAUCAAGGAAAGCAAAGCAACAAUAGUGAAGUUGUUUCAAAUACUGCUAACGAUCCGCUUGAUGAAAAUAAUGUGAACUCACGGUCUCUUAUGCGGCGGCGACAAGCGGUUGGUACCAGUUCAAGAUCUGCUGCUGGUGGGAUUGCUUUACAAACAGAAUUUUCUAAAGUCUCUUCUUCCCCAUCAGUUAUUAGUGGAACUGUCCAGAAAAAUGAAAAGUCACAAUUAUCAGGUGGAAGUUCCACAAACCAACAUAGCGCUUACCGUAGUACCACACGUGCCUCUCGAUGUGGAACCACUUUUUACCACAAAAGAAAUGAUAUAUCCUCAAUACCUCCUUUAAUGUCUAUUAAGCCUCAUGUCUCAUUUCCCGAAAAUUCUUAUGCUUUGGAUUCCUUGUCUACAUGGACUAGUCGUGCAGAGCGAAAAAAGAAACAGUCUUCAAGGAUGAUUCCGAUAAGUUCUCGCAAUCAGCAAGUAUUUGCACGUCGACGAAUGCAGCAAGAAGUUUCAGUUUCUGGUGUCUUGAACACAAGAAAGUCAAAUAUAUCCUCUAGAAAUGUUGGUAAUGUAAGCCAAGUAUAUUCUAGAGAGGGUUCAACUUUAACUACCACUCUUUCACAAAACUAUGUACAUACAAGUGACCAUAAAAGUCAAUCAAGUGGGCUGUUAAGAAGUUUGUCGGGUAAAAAGAAGUCUCUCCCAACUAAAGUAAGUUUUAUGGGUCCACCAUUAUGUUUAGACGCAACUUCAUCACUAUGCACCGUUACAACUUCUGUUUUGUCUGGUCAAACUAACCAACCAGUUCUUUGUAGUAGCAGUUUGUCAUCAACACCUACAUCAUCUGUGCUGCAGAAGAUCUCUUUUUCAACUACUCGUACAUGGUCAAAAGUUGUUGGGACAAAGUUUGCGAAAUCUCCACCUGAAAACCAUGGUGACUCUACAAAAACAUCGUCAGUUUUACUCAAUUCAAAUUCAGUCUGGCAAUCAGAACAUUCAAACCACGUAAUUACUGAGGAAUCCAAUGAAGACAAAAAGUUAUUAGACAACACAGCCGCUACAACAACCAGUAACACGGAUUCAGUGGUGAACUCCUCUUAUGCUUCCAUGCAAUCGUUAUGGUCGAUAGGUGAUAGCAUACCUCAAGCUAACAAAAAUCAUUCAAAUAAUAAUACUUUGCUCUUGGCUAGUAGUACAGUUCAGAGUACGGUUGUUCCUACUGCUGGUCCGCUAUGUACUGUUAGUCCUUCAACUACAUUGUCAUCUCAAAUUUCUAAUAACAUUUGUAAGGUCAAACCUCAACAACAACAGCUUCUUCAGGUUACUUCCAUCUCGCCUCUUGUUUCGACUUCUAUGCACUUGAAUCUUCUUAGCCCAUCUAAUAAUAAUAUUAUUGAGAAUAUCUCCACUGCAGAUUUGAUAGGGGAAACAGAAAGAUCUGACUUCGAAUGCUGUGGUGACAUUGGACGCUCUAAUGCCCUUUUAAGACCGCAUAUCUCAGAUUUAACAACUUUAUCCAGUAAUUCUUUUCAGUCUUGGUCUUCCUCAAAUGCUCUAUAUACACCAUUCUCUUUAUCUAAUGUUCCUAUAAAUCGUCAUGAAAGCAACAUGUUUUCCGGUAACGUUUGGCCUACAGCUGAUCAAAGUAUGGAUGUGAAUAUUAAUUGCAUGACAGGUUCGUAUAAUGCUAAUUCUAAUCAACCACACUUUCAAAAUCAAAUGAGUUCUAAUAUUCUUUCAAAUGUUUUAACUCACAAUAAUACCGUCCCAUCAUUGGAUAGUAUGACUAAGCAGUCGAAUAUGUCUAUCACACCUAGGCAACAGCACAUACAGUCUUAUCAAAACUCAAUAUUGACACCCGCAGAUAGAGUAAACAUAUACUCCAGUGGUCCAUAUGGAAAUAACUCUGCAGAAUUAGGAAAAUUAUCAAACAACAUAUGUGUUCCGUCUCAACAAAUGAAUUUUGUAUCUGCAGCGCCUUCAUUAUAUGUCCAUCCACAGUCAACUGCAAUUCAGCCGGCACCUUCUCGUUCUUUUCACCAUUCCUUGUCAAUUCCGAUUCAGUCACAAAUGAGCCAAGCUCGGAAAUGCAGACAACAGGUACCACAUCAAAUGGAUCCAUCCACAUUCACUGCUGGGUAUUCGAGUUUUCCCACGGACGUAAAAAAUGAAUACAAUUUCCCUCCGUCUAUUGCUGGUUGUAUUCCACCGCCUCCUUCUGUUGGCUUGUAUUCAGCCAUUCAUCAGUCUAAUUACCCACAGAAUUCAGGAAGACAUGCAAUCGGAUUUCCGACGACUGUAAAUUCGUAUUCUCUUCUUGGAAACCCUUCUGCUACUUCUAACCUUCAAGCCGCUGGACAACCAUUCGCCCCAGCGAUCGGACCAGCUCCUGGAAACGGUGGAGGUUUAUUACCUCACCCUGUUCCUCAGGGUGGAUACAACAAUACACCUUGUCAUUUCCCGACGCCCAUCACUUCAAAUUCUGUCUCAAAUUAUGCCAAUGCUCCUAACUAUUCACCCUCAGCGCAAGGACAACAGUCCUUUCAGUUGCCAUCCAGUUUUUAUCCGUCGAUUUCACCAUCGCAUCAACGCGUAUCACUUCAGCAGUUUGGAGGUACUUCUCGUGCAGCAAUCACUGGACCAAUUAAUCCGCAAAAUGGACUUUAUGGUCCACCAUUCGGUGGGGCUUCUCAUCCACCAAAUCAAGCCACUCCACCUCCUAUCGGACAUCAGUUGAAUCCUAUAGGUUUUUAUAGUAAUCCGUUCCAAUAUCCAUCUCGUCCAGACGGACUUCACUGA